GAAAAAGGACAAACAAAAUGGAAUUAAGAAAAGAAUGAAGUCAGCACAUAAAAGAGGAAGAAAAUGAAAUGAAAAAAAGUAAUACAAGAUGACAACUUUUAUGCUGGUUUACCACCACAGAAAUAAAACACCAUGUCCAACAAAUGUGAUUUGUCUAAGGAAGAGAAAGUGCAGGUCAUAUGCCGUCUUCUGUCUCAAGCACCCCCAGGUGAAUUCUACAGUGUUUUUGAAGAUCUCUGUAUUCUGGUCCAGGAUGAUGACUUGAUGAGGCAAGAGGCAGCCCAAGUCUGUGCCCAUUACAAUAAGAACAAUUUCACUUCAGUCAGAAUAGAAGGAACCAAUGUACUGGUGACACGCUACAAUGACCUAGGAGGAAGUCGUUUUUUUGACCCAAAAAACAAAUUUUCUUUCAAAUUUGAUCACUUGAGUGGAAUAUCAAGCAAAUUUCAGCUUCAUAGUGUCGCGUGGGAUGAAGCAGAAUUAUGGAGAAUAGCCCUAAGCAGUGCUCUAAAGGCAUACGUGGAUAGUCACUUUCCUUCAGGGGAUUGCAAUGUGUUUAAAAAAACCCUGAAAAACAGUCACAUAUUUGUGGCCUGUAUUUCAGGUCAUCAGUACACACCUUUGGGCUUCUGGAAUGGUCUUUGGAGAGGUAAAUGGAUUUUUUCCCAGAUUCCAGUUAUUACUCAGGUUACAGGGACCAUUAAUCUGCAAUUACACUACUUUAAAGAUGCUAACCUCCACAUGACAGCCUGCAAAACUGUUGAAGAGACCUUACAUGUAAUUGACCCAGCCCAGUUGGCCAUAGAUUUUGUGAAACUCAUAGAAACUGAAGACAACAAAUUUCACCUUGCCAUGUUAGAAAACUUCCAGGCUUUGACAGAUGAAAUCUGGAGAAAAACUCUACGAAGGCAGCUCCCAGUCACUCGGACUAUCAUUAACUGGAAUAAACUGCUGACCAAUCAGAGCAUGAAAACCAAUUUCUAGUUUUGAGGUGCCACUGAGUUUACUGAAGUCAACUGUUUGAGUAAAAUAUAACCCAAAUAAAACUAGCAAUCACUUUGGGAAGUA
Messenger RNA from Pelodiscus sinensis (Chinese soft-shelled turtle), 1068 nucleotides. The record is from RefSeq and is a predicted model, not a curated record. NCBI's taxonomy places the organism in Eukaryota, Metazoa, Chordata, Testudines, Trionychidae.